AUGGCUACGCGGAGAUCACCACCGAGUAUCGGUAUACCAAACAAACGAAGGCGCUUAAGUAAGAUUGUGGACGACCAGCGAAUUAACGAAGUGGCUGUCAAGGCAGCAGAGGUGCUUCUUCCUUGGGAUGAGGUAUCUCCUCCUUACUUCAGUGAAUGGUUGGAAAAAUUCUCAAACGCACAAGGGGCAACGAAGGAACUUAUGUUCAUGUCGAUCCUUCCCACAGUUUCGUCCCUUCUUGGUCUUUGUAAGCUUCAAAUGACCACAACGUACAGUGAAAACCUAGCGCUUUUCACCCUGGGCAUUUGUCCACCAUCGGGCGGAAAGAAUCAAUGUUUCUCAUUCGGUUGUAAGCAACCCGUUUCCUACGUAGAAAGCAAGUCAGCGGCGUGUCUCCUUCUAGACAAAUUUACCGAAGUUGGCCUGCGACAGCAUCUCCUUCAGAAUGGUGGUGUGGGCCUGCUGAUGAACGAGGAAAUGGAGGACACUCUGAGACACAUACAUUUGGAGAGGGAGUGCGGUACACUCUGUAGAUUGUUCGACGGAGACUCGAUAUACAUCAACACUGGGAGUAGUAACUCCAGGCAAGAGAUCGAACGAUCUAGCCUAGCGAUAGGCGGAUUUAUGCAGGUACAUUACAUUGUUACUCAUUCCUUUUUAUGGUGGUUUUGUGGUUGCAAGAAAAAGUAGCGCUCGAUUUUGAUGCAAUGCAACAAUAGCGGUCGAUUAAUAUAUCACCAAGUGUUGGCGCUAAAUUUCAUGCAAACAGAAAUGGCGCAAAGUAAAUUUUGUAACAAACUUAGGGCGGGAAAUUUCAUGCAAACAGAAAUGGCGCCAAAAUAACAUAUUACUAUCUUUGUGCGCGGAAUUUCAUAGAGCAAAAAAUGGCGCGAAAUUAAAUUUACUAAGUUUUGCGCGAAAUUCAAUUGUUUAGUUCUGACUUACGCGUUAAAUUGCCAAAAUUGUUAAGCGCAUCUUUUCAUCUUUCACAAUGUAGCAUCCACAACGCCGAUAUUUUACAAUACAGAAAACAUAUGCGAGCGAAAGAGCUCAAUUAUACGUGUGUUCCUCCAUAAGUAUAAAGGAUUCAAAGAAGCCUCUUUUCGGAAAGUUCUGGAUAUAAUAAAAACUCUACUAAAAGAAAGAUUGAAGGUGUACAAAACCUCAGCAGCUAAGGGUAUCAGUUCUCUUUCCCAGGUCAGACAAUUCUUCAGUGAAAUCUAUCCAAUGAUGGUGGCAAGUCAGUCCGGGUUCGAUCUUAGAUUUUUGAUCGCUGUUUUGCGCCCGAAGGCAUUAACAAGAAAACAGACGCAACCUUUUGCAGAACAGCUGAGUGACACCCACCUCACCAACCUAAACGACUUAUACAAGGCCAUAUAUGAUGAUCACAAACAUGGAGAUGUUGUGUACUCUCUAAAUAAAGAGGCAUUGGAUGUCUAUGACCAGUUCGAUGAGCAAAUUUGCACCAGAUUGAACAAUCAAUGGCAAAAUGGUCAGUUUCUGCAAAUUAAGACUGCCGCUUCAGAGGGCGGAAAAGAGAGACGCCUGGUCCUAAGACUGGCUGUGACGCUGUUUGUUGUGUACAGCUAUAUCUGCCGACCACUAUUUCACUUUUAUGGGCCAGUGCCCCGAAUCAUCCCCAAGCAGUAUAUGGAAUAUGCAAUGAAAUUGAUGACUUACUUUCAGCAACAGCGCAAAGAAAUAGACAAGGUAGGAAUAAUGUCAUUUAUUUUGUUUUUCUGCCCAUACAUUUUCAUUUCAUACUCCUCUCGACUGGGACUAGGGGCUGACUUGAUUUCAGGUCAGUUUUCCAGUAAAACCACUCUGAAUGAAACCUAAUUUCCUCAGUUUCCUGGCCCUAACCACUAAACUCCAGCAGGAUAGUCCAUUUUGGGAUAGUCUAUAAGGGUAGUCCAUGGGGAUAUUGCAUGGACUGGAGAGCAGAGUUUUUUGCACCACCUGUGAACAUGAUCCCUGGCUUCUUCCAUAUAAAAUGGAAGAAAACUGGAACCCAAAAAUUUCCCAGAAGUUCAAUUCCCUUUCCACUUAUUGCACAUAUCUGGCAAAUAGAGAUUUUGGUGCAAGGCCUGACAAAAUGAAAGUAUGCAUCAUGUUCACUAGCCCACUAUGGUUUCUUGUUCUGAUAAAAAAUGUAUAUAUAUAUAUGUUUCCAUUAAGAACAUCAUUAUGUUUUUCUUCAGAUCAUGUUGGAUGAGGAAGUGGAGAGUCAAGAUAGCCUGAUAGACAAGAUUGUCAGUUUUCCAGGACCAGUCUGUACAGUCUCCAAUCUUAGGGCAUGUGCCUCCUCUAAAACGAGAGUGGUAUGGACUCCAGCUGUUGUGAAAGACGCUAUGUCAGACUUGGCCAGAGCUGGAAUUGGAGAGACAGUCACCUUGGAAAGGACUGUUGCUUUUGUUAAAAACCCACCUGACCAUGUAACAGACACUGCCCUGUCUCAAAAUACUACUCUCAGCAAAGAGCAGUACGAGGAGUGUUUCCUUUUCCAAGAUAUGAACCUCCCCAAUAGUAAGAAGGAUGGUCUGAUCGCCAAAGCAAGACUAUCAAGGGAGAUUCAGGGUUACCUGACUCAAAACAAGGAAAAUUAG
This is a messenger RNA of Porites lobata, 2606 nucleotides long. The record is from the annotation of a GenBank genome assembly. NCBI's taxonomy places the organism in Eukaryota, Metazoa, Cnidaria, Anthozoa, Scleractinia, Poritidae.